AUGGAUACUACUGAACAAAUUACCUCUACCACUGUUACUUCCUCCAUUCCAGAAGAAAAUAAUACUACUACUACUACCACUACUACUACCACUACAACUACAAAUACCAACAGUAAUAAUAAUAUUGAUGAAGCAUCAAAUAUGAAUAAAGAAAAAGCAAUUGAAAAUGGUGGAUUAUUAAAAGCAUAUGCUGAACAAGGUAAUUUAGAAAAAGUAAAACAUUUAAUUGAAGUUGAAAAAGUUUCACCAAAUCAACCAGAUUUAUUUGGUGAUUCAGCUCUUCAUGGUGCUUCUGCAAAUGGUAGAAUUUCUGUUAUUGAAUAUUUACUUGGAAAGAAAUCAAAUCCAAAUAUUAAGAAUAAAGUUGGAUCAACACCAUUACAUAAAGCAGUUACAAUUGAUCAUAGUUCAAUUGGAUUGGGAGUUCAAAUGAAUUUGAUAAGAUUAUUAUUAAAGUUUGGAGCUGAUCCAACCAUUGUUAAUAUGGCAGGAUUGAUACCAGAGCAAUUGGCAACUAGUAUUCGUGUGAAGGAGAUGCUACAAGGUGACCAGGCCGUGACUAUCCUCUUGCCAAUUCCAAAGGUUCAUCAUGGCAAAAUCAUUGGUCGUGGUGGCAAGAACUUAAAAGAGUUGAGAGAGCUCACCAAUACUCAAAUCCAAUUGCCAGAAUCCAACGUUACCGAUAACAAAAUCACAAUUAAAGGUAGAAAAGAUGAUGUAGAGAAAGCUCGUCAAAUGAUAUUGGAUAUCGUUAAUCCACCAAAAACUCCAGAAGAGAUUGAAGCUGAAGAAAAGAAAAGAAAGGAAGAAGAGGAAGCCGAUAUUGAAAUACUUAAUCUCACCUCGAUCGCCAAAGAAAAGCAUAGUUUAAUCAUUGGUUCUCAAGGUAAAAAUAUCAAAUACUUGCGUUCUCAUUUCAAUGUUAAAAUUACAAUUCCACCAACAAAUUCAUCUGAAAAUAAUAUCUCAAUUCAAGGUAAAUCUGAAGAUAUUGAUAAUGCAAUGAAAUAUAUUAAUGAAAUUUUAAAAAAAAAUAAUGAAAUUAAAAAUAGAAAUAAUAAUACUAAUAAUAAUAAUAAUAAUAAUACUAAUAAUAGUAAUAAUAAUAGCGGUAAUAAUAAUUUUUCAAGACCAAAACCAAAAAUUGUUAAAUAA
This is a messenger RNA of Dictyostelium discoideum AX4, 1155 nucleotides long. RefSeq names its product ankyrin repeat-containing protein. NCBI's taxonomy places the organism in Eukaryota, Evosea, Eumycetozoa, Dictyosteliales, Dictyosteliaceae. The record is from RefSeq and is a predicted model, not a curated record. Bases 1 to 1155 code for a protein of 384 amino acids. The transcript is spliced from 2 exons. Gene Ontology annotation, molecular function: nucleic acid binding; RNA binding.